Phalaenopsis equestris is the source of this 1119-nucleotide messenger RNA. RefSeq names its product PRA1 family protein F3-like. Gene Ontology annotation, cellular component: endoplasmic reticulum; Golgi apparatus. NCBI's taxonomy places the organism in Eukaryota, Viridiplantae, Streptophyta, Magnoliopsida, Asparagales, Orchidaceae. The transcript has 3 exons. Bases 287 to 904 code for a protein of 205 amino acids. The record is from RefSeq and is a predicted model, not a curated record. Gene Ontology annotation, biological process: vesicle-mediated transport.
AUAGAUAGCCGCAGAUUCGUAUAAAUUUGAUUAUAUUAUGAUUAUAUUCAUCGUCAUAUUAUCAAUUCACGCAGCACGAAGCCAUCCACCAAAAUCAUUACGUGGUGCUGCAGUUUAUAAUUGUCGUCAUCGAGAUCUCCAAAACAGUGAUUAUCAACCCCAAUUAGUCUGUGAAAAAUCCAAUCUUUCAAACUAGGUUACAAUUGCAGAAAUCAUCUUCUCCGAUGCAUAACUCAACCCUCCCAUCCUCUCCAAACCCUAGCCGCAGGAAAAGAAAUCGAUCAAAAUGGGGACCUACGGCACAUUCCCCAAGCCCCCCGGCGAAUCAUCACCCCUCGACUACAUCUCCCGCGCCAAAGCUCGCGGCCGAUCAGUUCUCGCGACUCGAGGGACAUGGCUCGAGAUGCUCCACUUCCGCUCCUUCUCCCUUCCGCUCAGCCGCGGCGAAACCUAUCUCCGGAUUCGAACCAACGUCAUCUAUUUCGCCAUGGACUACGGCUUCAUCGUCCUCUUCAUCGUCUUUCUGAGCAUCCUCUGGCACCCGAUCUCACUGAUCGUCUUCGUGGUCGUGAUGUUCUCCUGGCUUUUCCUCUAUUUCCUCCGGGAUGAGCCUACUUUCCUUUUGGGACUCUCUAUCUAUGACCUACAUAUUCUCAUCACCCAGUUUAUAUACUCUCUCGCGUUUCUCCUGGUCACCGGAGCUAUCAUGAAUAUUCUGAUCUCUUUGUUGAUUGGAGUGGUGGUUGUAUUGAUCCACGCUGUGUUCCGGAAGAAUGAUGACUUGUUUCUUGAUGAAGAUGAUUUGUUUCUUGAUGAGGAGGCGGCGGGUCCCGGUGGCCGGCACGCGGCCAUUGGAGAAGCAAGCGGUCCUUCACGGAGGCAUGUAGAUUUUUGGAGACCUUGAUUUCCAAGGGAGUCAACACAUCAUGGACAGAACACCGGGUUGGGCUGAAAAGAUGCCUAUCUUUAGGGCUAAAUUUGUGUAUGCCUUGUAUUGUAUGACCAUUAAGAAACAGGGAGCCUAAGAUUGUUGUAAUUUAUCAGAAUAGACGUGUGUUCACCUGACGCAUUAGCUAUUAAUGAUAUGCCUUCCCUUUGAUAUUAUUUUAUUUUCAUUAA